UGUCACUAGAGGUCGCUGUUUCCACACACUUGCUCUCUGUCUCCGCAGUGCUGCCUGUCUACGAGGAGUGCGUUUGAUUGUUGCAGGGCUCAAUGGCGGACAGAGCAGGAUAGUUGCGCUAGCACCGAGGACAAUAACAUCUCGACUGUGUGAAUUCCUGGCGUGACUUGGUCCGCCGCUGCGUGCCCUCGUUUGCAACGGUUCUAACGGGCUCUCCUUUGCACCAACGUUAAAUACAAAGUCGCCGCAGCUAUUUUCUGCUUGUCUUCUAGCAUUCCUGAGUUUCCAUCCUAAGCGGAGAAGUUACACUGUUCAUGGUGGCUCACUGAAGGCUAGCUCGCGAGCAAACCAUGGGGGACUCUCUUGAAUUGAUAGGGAAGCGCCUGCUUUUGCUCCUCGACGACGGCAGGUCGGCGAAUGGAUCCGAGCCGGAGCAGGCUGCCUGGGCCCGGGACUGGCUCCGGGGAACAGUGCGGGCAGUGAGCGUCAUCGGCCUGGCUGCUUCGGAGGUUAGCGGAGGAGAGGCGACAACAACAACCACUGCUGCUGCAGCAGGACUGACGGUAUUUGUGGAGUUUGACAAUGUUCUGCAGAGGUGUUCUUGGGUGCAGGUGUAUGAUGAGGGGGUGAAAGCCGUGUUGGUGGAAGACUCCAUUGUUUGGGCCAAUCCGAGUGAUGGUACUGGGACUGCUGGAGCCCCAGCAUCAGCCACAGCCUGGCCUGCUCUGGUCUUCCGCUGCCUGGUGGACAGAGUGGGUUUAGGAUCAUUGGUUCCUGUGGAGUAUUUUGGAAACAAGAAUUUUGAGUUCCUGCCUGAUAAGAAAACUGUCCAGAGGUUUGAGGUUGAUAAAGACAUAAGACACCCUUUGCUGUUGGAGCAGCCCUCCCUGCAGGCUGCCAUCUCCAGCUGGCGUACUGACUUUGAACUGCAGGAGAUCUUCAGGAAGGGUUCAUACACUAUUCAAGGACGCAGGGUUCGCGUUUACCAGCCGGAGUUUGAGGAGUGCUGGGCUACAGGACUGGUCUCACAGCACGAUCCUAUCUCACACAUAAUGGAGAUUACCUUAGAUAAGGGAGAAGAAAACCAGAUGGUAGAUCCUCGUGUGAUACAUGUCAUGCUGACAGAGGAGGAGCUUGGUAAGAAUGGGCGGCGAAGGAAGGACAGUGAAACAAUGAAGGGUGACAGUGGACGCAGACGUAGGACUGCCUCCGAAGGUGAGGAUGACUUGAACUUGAAACGUUUUAAAGGAGCAGGAGAUACGGAAGCUGAUGGGCAAAACUGUGGCGAUUCCAACAAAACUCCAGUGGAAGGGAUGGUGCUCUGGGGUGGCGACUCAGGAGAACGAGUCAGCAGCACAACCAAAAACGGAAGCUCUUCAGAAGGAACCUUUCCUCAGGGCAGAGUGUCGUCGCCCAACACCAAUUCCUCACUCCAGAUGGACCAGUUGAACGCUGCUCCUCUUCGUUAUCCUGCCCACGUCAAAGAAAAUGGUCGCUUACUCUCCACACAAGGGGCAGCGGACUCCACCACUGCCAUUACUCACACCCCCACCCCUCCUCCCCUCAAACCAGCCCCCUCUCCCUUCUCCCCCACAUCUUUCCCCUCACUAGGCCAGAUGCCUAGCCUGGUCCCUGGAGCUCCAGCCCCCAAGGCCUCCCCAUCCCCCCAGCCAGAUCGAGAGGAGGCCUCCCAAUCAGCUUAUUCCAAAACAGCUGCUCUUGUUUCCCCGGGGCCUGUCACAAUUUCCUGGUCGCAUGACAGCGGCCCUAGUGUGGCCCUUUCUGCUUCUGUGGGUUUUAGUCCUAAAGCCCCCACCUGGGGAAGCCACACUGAGGGCUCUAAAACGGCGUCAGGUUUUCGUUUGCCCCAGACCGUGCCCACUGCUUCUGUAUUUGGAGAUGUUACUUCUCAGACCAAUGGAUCUCCUACUACAACAACAACCUCCCAGGACACUCCCAGGCCAUUUGGCUUUGGCUUUGGCGGAGCAAAGAAUGAGACUCAAUACCAGCAAGACCAAAACUUGUUUUUUCAGUGCAUGACCCAGAAUUCUGGGUCCAGCCCAAGCCUAGCUGCUUGUCAUACCCAGUCCAAGGACACCAAUUACUUCACCGCAGUGUCUGAGAGCCUGACUAAAGAGCCCCUAAGCCUUUUCAAGCCUGCAACAACCACUGAAGGGCUGAAAAAGCCCGAGCAGCCCAAAGUGCCUGAGACCCAUUCAACGGGAAAUGGUGUGCUCAACAAAUCGUCAUCGGCCUUCCAGGGCACGGGUGGCUCUGCAGCAGGAAGAGGCUCUGGUCUAAGUAUUGGUGGUCUGGCUGCAGCCUCUGGAGCUCAAAAUACUUCUAAGAAGAGCAGUAAUAAUGGUACUUCUGUGGGGGGCUUAGGGCUGCAAUCUGGAUUUAAUAUUUCAGAUAGCCACCAGAACCUUUUUCUGCAGGCCUCCAAAGAGCCCGCUAAUCCAUUUCUGGCAUAUGGGGACAAAACCUCCCACACCUCCUUUGCUGGCCUAACAGGGGCUGAGCCACAGACCCUUGGUCCUGCCUCGGACUGCAAGCCAAACCUGUUCACUAUGGCAGAGCCACCUAAGGGGAUUCUGUCUUCCCCCUUCCCAGCCCUCUCAGCAACUGCUUCGCCCAGCUCUUCUUCCUCUCCAGCACCGACCUCAUCACAGAGGUCACAAAGUGAAGAGACUUUGACAAAGGAGGAGCAAGAUGUUGGGGAGAUACCUACAUCCACCUCAGGCUGCCCAAUGUUUGGAAGCACUGAACCUGGUGGAAUGGAGGAGGUCCCUGUGUCCUUUGACCAGAGCCAGUCUCAGAAGUUUACCCUGGAGGAAAGAGGCCAAUCAUCCAAACGUGACUCUGACUCCAGCAGCAACAGUGACCUGUCAGACCUGAGUGAGAAUGAGGAGGGCCCAGAGAAAGGCCAAAUCCCAGGAGGAACACCACACCCUGCCAAGGAUGGGGCCAUGUUGCAGAAAACGAAGGUCCUAGUGGCUGUUAAGGGCCGUCCACGUAACAAGCCUUUCAAAGUGGGCCAGUCUGUACUAAAAGACCAGAGCAAAGUGCGUCGUCUAAAGCAGUCUGGUGAGUCUUUUCUCCAGGAUGGCUCCUGCAUCAACGUGGCCCCUCACUUGCACAAGUGCCGCGAGUGCCGUCUGGAGCGCUACCGUAAAUAUCGUGCUACAGACGAAGACAGCGAUGAUGACGACGACCCAAAUGUGGCCUGUCGGUUCUUUCACUUCAGAAGAUUGGCUUUCACUCGCAAAGGUAUACUGCGCGUGGAAGGCUUCCUUAGUCCUCAGCAGAGCGAUUCCAUGGCCAUGGGUCUGUGGCUACCUGCACCAGCUGUCCAAGAGGGCCUUGACCUUGAUACAUCCAAGUACAUCCUGGCCAAUGUUGGAGACCAGUUCUGUCAGUUGGUCAUGUCUGAGAAGGAGGCCAUGAUGAUGGUGGAGCCUCACCAGAAAGUAGCAUGGAAACGUGCAGUGCGAGGUGUCAGAGAAAUGUGUGACGUGUGUGAGACCACGCUGUUCAACAUCCACUGGGUGUGUCGCAAGUGUGGCUUUGGAGUGUGUCUGGACUGCUAUCGGUUCCGCAGGAACAGGCCAAGGGAAGAUGUAGAUGAAGGUCCCGAGGAUGAGGUUUUCUCUUGGUUGAAGUGUGCCAAAGGCCAACCUCAUGAGCCACAGAACCUUAUGCCUACGCAGAUUAUACCUGGGACAGCUCUUUACAACAUAGGUGACAUGGUGCACUCAGCGAGAGGCAAGUGGGGUAUUAAGGCCAAUUGUCCCUGUACCAGUCGACACACCAAGCCUCUAGUACGCCCUAGUGCCCCCAAUGGGAUUUCACAGUCUACAACAAGCAGUAGUGGCGUCCUCGCAGCUUCUGGUAUUGGCACCCCCCCAAAAUCAGAGGGAGAAACAGCAGCGAUCAAAACAGAAACUACACAAACAGCCGCACCAUCAGACAGUGGGGGAGGAGAAAGUGUGGGCAGUACCAGUAACUCCACUAGCAGUACAUCCUCCCCCUGUAACCUCACUCAGUCCUCUGCCAAAGAGCCACGCUCAUCAGGAGAGGGCAACAGCUCUGCUCUGCACUGGUUGGCAGACUUGGCCACACAGAAAGCCAAGGAUGACACCAAAGAAUCUGGUUCACUUCGCUCCAUGAUGAGUCGAGACAGCCGGCCUCCCUUUGGCCUGGACUCACUCAGUGCCCUGUCAAAGCCUUCUGCCUCCAGCCCUAAGCUAUUUAACAGUCUGUUACUGGGCUCCAGCAUGGCCCAGUCCAAACCUGAAGGGUCCAGUCUCCGGGACCUGCUCAACUCCGGACCGGGCAAACUCCCCCAGGGGCCUGGAGAGAGUGGGGUACCGUUCCCCUCUGUGUUUACCUCAGCAGGCAGUGACAAGCUGAAGAGCAGCCUCCCAAACUUCCUGGAUCACAUCAUCGCCUCGGUUGUAGAGACCAAGAAGGCAGAAGGCCGUCGGACCGGGGCCUCUGAGAGUGGCGAGCUUGGUGUGUUGGGGAGCCGAAAAGACGGAGUAAUGGGCCUUAGUGUUUUGGAACCACAUACCUCACACUCCUGGCUCUGUGACGGACGACUCCUCUGCCUACAGGAUCCCAGCAACAGCAACAAUUGGAAGAUCUUCAGAGAGUGCUGGAAGCAGGGACAACCCGUGUUGGUGUCUGGGAUACAUAAACGCCUGAAAGGUGAUUUGUGGCGGCCUGAUGCUUUCAGUAGGGAGUUUGGAGACCAGGAUGUAGACCUUGUCAACUGUAGAAACUGUGCCAUCAUCUCUGAUGUGAAGGUGCGAGACUUCUGGGACGGCUUUGAGGUCAUCACCAAGCGACUGCAAGAUAAUGAGGGCCAGCCCAUGGUAUUGAAAUUAAAGGAUUGGCCUCCAGGUGAAGACUUCAGGGACAUGAUGCCCACACGGUUUGACGAUCUGAUGGAUAACCUCCCCUUGCCUGAGUACACAAAGAGAGAUGGUCGUUUAAACCUUGCUGCCCGUCUGCCCAACUUUUUUGUGCGUCCUGACCUUGGACCUAAGAUGUACAAUGCCUAUGGCUUAACUUCAUCUGAAGACAGGAAGGUGGGAACCACUAAUCUCCAUCUGGAUGUGUCUGAUGCUGUCAAUGUCAUGGUCUAUGUUGGCAUUCCUCAAGUAGAGGGAGACCUGGGGGAAGAGGCAGAUAUCGAUGGAGAAAAAGAAGUCAUGACCACAAUUGAAGAGGGCGAUGUGGAUGAAAUGACGAAGAGGAGGGUGUACGAGGCAAAGGAGAAACCUGGAGCUCUCUGGCACAUCUACGCUGCCAAGGAUGCCGAGAAGAUCCGAGAACUGCUCCGCAAGGUGGGAGAGGAGCAGGGUCAAGAGAACCCUCCAGACCACGACCCCAUUCACGACCAGAGCUGGUACCUGGACCAGGUGCUCCGCCGCAGGCUCUAUGAAGAAUAUGGCGUUCAGGGUUGGGCCAUUGUACAGUUCUUAGGAGAUGCUGUAUUUAUCCCUGCUGGAGCGCCACACCAGGUGCACAACCUGUACAGCUGUAUCAAGGUGGCAGAGGACUUUGUGUCUCCUGAGCAUGUAAAACACUGUUUCAGACUGACCCAGGAGUUCAGACACCUGUCCACUACACAUACAAACCACGAAGACAAGCUACAGGUGAAGAACAUCAUCUAUCACGCAGUGAAGGACGCUGUUGGAACACUGAAGGCCCACGAACCUAAACUAGCACGCCCUUAGUUCUUCUAACGUAAUGCUGUCCGAAAACAGCCUCUGACGACCACUCCACUACGUACACAAACACAGUAUACAGUACAUACUUACAUACACAAGUACAGGCUGCAGAGUGCAGAGUACAAAGAUAAAGUGUAGGUUCUUUGGGGGUGGAAAGGUCUGGGUUUGGAGAAAGAGAACAUUUGAUUUGGGGAGGGAAUAGACGGGGAGGGGGUAGUCAGCGCUUCGAUGAAGGAAGUCCUUUAUCGCUGUUACACAGUACGCUCAAACUUGUCUAGUUGUUUUCCAAUUUUUUUUGGAUUAACUCUGUAUUUAAGGUCAGUGUGUUUGUUCUGUUGUUUUCAUUGUAUAUGUAAGAUGUGAGAGUAAGGGAGGUAAAAGCUGACGUGCCUUUGGAGCAAAGGUUCAGCUACCAUAUUAGCGACUGACAAAAUGUGAGUACUGGGCUAACUUUCCGAUUUUGAUGACGUUAUUAUUUUUCUUCGAUAGGAGCGAGGUUAACUUGUUUUUGUAGAUUUUUUGUUGUUGGAGUUUUUAAACAGCUCAUUGCUUCUGCCGUCUGGCUGAAAUGAAUUUGCGAGGCAGCCAGUGAUGGGAAGCAGACCAAAUUUUUUAGUUUUUUUAUUUCACUUUUGGAGUAAGAAGUCUUUAUUUUUAUUUUUUUUAUACACACCACAAGGCAAUGAUCAGGAGGACUUCAGAGAUGGCAGGUUUAAUUUUUUUUUUUUUUUUUUGGUCACCUGUCUUUGUCCCAUGGGCUUCAUGAACUGCAGACUUCCAACAACAUUGUUCAAGAAUCACAAUUGCAGCUGAACAAAACUACUGGCCAUUAACAUUGUACCAAUAUAUAUAUUGAUCUUAGCAGUCUGUUUGAUUUUUCACAAUAAAGUUUACAAAAACUA
This is a messenger RNA of Perca flavescens (yellow perch), 6640 nucleotides long. RefSeq names its product lysine (K)-specific demethylase 3B (gene kdm3b). The transcript is spliced from 25 exons. NCBI's taxonomy places the organism in Eukaryota, Metazoa, Chordata, Actinopteri, Perciformes, Percidae. Gene Ontology annotation, biological process: regulation of transcription by RNA polymerase II. Gene Ontology annotation, cellular component: histone deacetylase complex; chromatin. Bases 351 to 5744 code for a protein of 1797 amino acids. The record is from RefSeq and is a predicted model, not a curated record. Gene Ontology annotation, molecular function: chromatin DNA binding; histone H3K9 demethylase activity; transcription coregulator activity.